This is a messenger RNA of Leptomonas pyrrhocoris, 650 nucleotides long. RefSeq lists its product as hypothetical. NCBI's taxonomy places the organism in Eukaryota, Euglenozoa, Kinetoplastea, Trypanosomatida, Trypanosomatidae. The transcript has a single exon. The record is from RefSeq and is a predicted model, not a curated record. Bases 102 to 650 code for a protein of 182 amino acids.
GUGUUUUGCAUUUUCCUUCACAACACGGUAGGUAUUGAGAGUUUCCUUUUUUCCUCAGAAAGGAAAGGACGUAGGAAAGCGUGAAAAUAUAUCGAUAAGUCAUGGGCGGAAAAGGAAGUAAGCACGCAGAGGUCUCCGCGGCCCAGGUGCCGCGUUACGAGGACAAUCCUCCGGAGUCCACCAAUAUCAAUGACCUGGUUCAAUCCGGGAGGUACAAAGUUGCUUCCCCGGAGACGUUAGAAAUGAUGAAACAAAUUCAGUCCCCACGCGACGCAAAUAAAAUGUACCCAGACUCAGAAGUAAAGGACCUUAAACAGUACAUUAUUGAGCAAGAAGGCCUCGAAAUUGGUCAGGCGCGGCGGCGUGCGCUGUCGCAGCAGUGGCGCUUUUUUCUGUCCUGUGAGCCAAUGCAGCGCGGUCUUGACGCCGGCAUCAUUUUAGGCAGCUUCUCUGCGGCUUUUGUCGCUUUCCGGAACCCUAAGAACCGCAUUCCCGCAAAAAUUGGUCUGACGUUUAUGGGUGGUUUUUGCGUGGGGUUGAUUUCUGUUCCUUUGUUGGUUGUUGGCGCAGAUUCCUACAACUCUCAACGCAUCAAAAAACUCGAGCGGGAGCUCUUUGAAAGACAGCGUUCUGAUUUUAAUAAACGUUAG